This is a messenger RNA of Symbiodinium sp. CCMP2456, 1019 nucleotides long. The record is from the annotation of a GenBank genome assembly. NCBI's taxonomy places the organism in Eukaryota, Dinophyceae, Suessiales, Symbiodiniaceae.
AUGGCGCCACAGAUGUUAGCGACGAUGCUUGUGGCCGUAUCGUGGAGCACCGUGUCGGGCCAGCUGAGGGGUCUGUCGGCACAGAAGAACGAAACCAACGCCACAGACCAGAAUACUCUCCGCUCAGCGUGGGGAAGUUGCCAAAAGUACGGCUGCCCUUCGACAUACAUUCAGAGUCAAGCGUGCCAGUGCAACAGCCGAUGCCAGGACUACCACAACUGCUGCUCGGACAUCACCAGCUGCAGUGUUGGAGCACCACCUGUUGCUGCACCCUCGGCCGGCGAGUUCGACAGCCCACUGGAUUUGGACAGCGAUCCAAUCUGGACCUGGUCGGACGGUGGUCUCUUCGAAGGCGACGUGCGCUUCGUGAAGCAGCAGAUCCGUUUCGAGGACGGCAAGAUGAAGAUCAGUGCCACGAAGAACCCCGGCUAUUCCACGCAGGCCUGCUCACAUGCCGAGGUGGGAACUGUUGAUCACAAGCCGCUGGUGAGCGGCGAGUUCCGCUCUCGAAGAAACAUCUUCCGCUACGGGCGCUACGAGGUGCGCAUGAAGGCUCCAGAUGUGCAGCCCGGGAAUCCGGAUGUGGACGGGAACUUUGUCGCCACCAUGUUCAUCUUCCGCGAUGCCAAGUUCCGUCACUGGCGGGAGAUUGACAUCGAGGUCACAGGUGACUCACCCAACUCCGUGACGACCAACGUGCUCCGUGCCGACAACACCGAGUUUUGGAGACCGCAGAUCGCUUCGGUCAGAGAGACCAACGUACAAGGCAACGCACGUGCCGAAUUCCACACCUACGGCUUCGAGUGGCUGCCCGAUCGCAUCACCUGGUACAUCGACGGUGUUCCCGUGAGGAGCCACUACGGCGGCAACCCACCGAUUCCGGACAAGUCGGCCAAGGUCAUGAUGAACUUGUGGAUCUUUGGCCCAAAGGCCAACUUCGGAGGAAGGCAGAUCGACAACAAUCGCUACCCCAUGACCAGUGAGUACGACUGGUUCCGCUUCUACAAGUGGGACGGUGA